GGCUGUAUCUCCUUCAAAAACCUUUUUGCUUUGUGGCUUGAAGAUGAAAGUUGGAGGCGUGUGAUGUUCUUUUGCUGAAUUAAAGAGGAAAGAUAAGAUGGAGUUGCUGUACUGUACAAUGGCUGUUUGUCUUGUGAGAUGAUGCUGUGGUGAGGAAGUUGCUGCUGAUAAUUUUGACACUCUAUUAUAUGGACCAACAACACAGCUACAUUCCUGAGGAAUGAGAGGAUGAAAGUAUCAGUGACUGCAGUAUUUAAAAGGGAAAGAGCAAAGAGACUAUAAACCCUGGGAUUUUACUAGUUUGCCUUCAGUCAGCAGCAAGGUUCCUGCACUACAGACCUGUUGACUCCAACGUGCUGCUGUAAUGUGCUUCCCUACUGAUGAUGUGAAGGUGUUCAGCUGUACCUGAAAGCACACUGUGUAAUGAAGCACGACAAAGCACUUUAGUUCAGCCCUGCUCUACACUAUGGGAUCAGUCGGCCGUCUGGCUUGGGAAAGUGGAAUCGUCUGGAUUACUGAAGUGCAGAUCUCUCUGGGAGCUGCAGUGGCUGCUGAAUGUUUCUGGAGUGCCGUGCUCUACUCACAUGUCCUUCACAGCAGCUUGCUGACAACUCUUGACACAAGACAGACACAAAUCAAUAGCUUGUUGUUAAAUGUUAGUGAGAUGGAAUUUCAGGGAGCCUUCAUGUUAAUGUCAUUUGGCACUUAUGUGGAAUGAACAUCAGGCAAAGCAGGCAUGAAUUUGGCUCCAAAAGUGAUACGAAGGCGAUCCUGGCAUCCCUGUAACUGUCUAAGGUGCUCUCUGGAAAGUGGGUGGCUGUGCAUGAAGAGUAAACUCAUCAUGGUCCGGGGUCAUUGGAUUUGUGCAGGUACAGGGUCCACGUCUUGGGGAGAGGAUGAGAAGAUGGAACCCUAAAAAGCUCACCAUGAAUGUUCAGUAAGUGAACAGGAAUCCCAGCAGAAUCCCAGUUCCCAUCUGGAUAUGCUACGGAGACUGAGCUGAAAAAAAGGAAAAGUCUCAAGCAGGACAACUAAGGACAAUCCGUUAUGUGCCAGGAAGCCACACUGCAAGAGGUUGCUUUUUCAGUUCAGCAUUAAGCAGAGUUCCCGAUCCUCUGAGGCAGGUGAAGAUGAAAAGGACCAGCGCACAGUGACGGUCAACCCCUCACACAUGAGAAAGGCAUUCAAGGUCAUGAAUGAAUUGCGGAGCAAACGACUGCUCUGUGAUGUAGUGAUUGUGGCAGAAACUGUGGAGAUGGAAGCGCACCGCGUGGUCCUGGCAGCCUGCAGCCCUUACUUUUGUGCCAUGUUUACAGGAGACAUGUCUGAAAGCAAAGCCAAGAAGAUCGAGAUAAAAGACGUGGAUGGGCAGACACUGAGGAAGCUGAUUGAUUACAUCUACACAGCUGAGAUAGAGGUCACGGAAGAGAACGUGCAGCUCUUUGAGGUAUUGCUGCCAGCUGCUAGUUUAUUGCAGCUGAUGGAUGUUAGAAAAAACUGCUGUGACUUUCUUCAGUCCCAGCUGCAUCCCACAAACUGCCUUGGAAUUCGAGCCUUUGCAGAUGUGCACGCGUGUACCGAGCUGCUGCAGCAGGCAAAUGCUUAUGCAGAGCAGCACUUUCCUGAAGUGAUGCUAGGAGAAGAAUUUCUUAGCCUUAGUCUGGACCAGGUUUGCAGUUUAAUAUCAAGUGACAAGCUCACAGUCUCCUCUGAAGAAAAGGUCUUUGAAGCAGUUAUUUCUUGGAUAAAUUACGAGAAGGAGUCUCGCUUAGAGCACAUGGCUAAACUGAUGGAGCAUGUUCGCCUCCCCCUUUUGCCCAGAGAUUACCUUGUACAGACAGUUGAAGAAGAAGCGUUAAUCAAGAAUAACAACACAUGUAAAGACUUCCUUAUCGAGGCCAUGAAGUAUCAUUUGCUUCCUCUGGAUCAAAGGCAAUUGAUCAAGAAUCCCAGAACAAAGCCGAGGACUCCCGUCAGCCUGCCGAAGGUAAUGAUUGUGGUCGGUGGGCAAGCGCCCAAAGCCAUCCGCAGUGUGGAGUGCUAUGACUUUGAGGAGGAGCGGUGGGACCAGGUUGCUGAGCUUCCCUCCCGGAGAUGUAGAGCAGGUGUAGUGUUUAUGGCUGGCAAUGUUUAUGCUGUCGGAGGCUUUAACGGCUCGUUAAGGGUACGCACCGUUGAUGUGUACGAUGGCGUGAAGGACCAGUGGACAUCCAUAGCCAGCAUGCAGGAAAGAAGAAGCACUUUGGGUGCAGCUGUGCUCAAUGAUCUCCUGUAUGCAGUGGGCGGUUUUGAUGGCAGCACCGGUCUGGCAUCAGUUGAGGCCUAUAGCUAUAAAACCAAUGAGUGGUUUUUUGUGGCUCCAAUGAACACAAGAAGAAGUAGUGUUGGAGUUGGAGUUGUGGAGGGUAAGCUCUAUGCUGUGGGGGGUUACGAUGGAGCAUCUCGCCAGUGCCUUAGUACUGUAGAGCAGUACAACCCGGCCACCAACGAAUGGACCUACGUAGCUGACAUGAGCACUCGGCGCAGUGGUGCAGGUGUUGGUGUUCUCAGUGGGCUGCUGUAUGCGACGGGAGGGCACGAUGGUCCCCUGGUCAGGAAGAGCGUGGAAGUCUACGAUCCAGGAACAAACACCUGGAAGCAAGUAGCAGACAUGAAUAUGUGCCGAAGAAAUGCAGGUGUGUGUGCGGUGAACGGUCUCCUCUAUGUGGUGGGAGGAGAUGAUGGUUCGUGCAACUUGGCCUCUGUGGAAUACUACAACCCCAUCACAGACAAGUGGACAUUGCUGCCAACCAGUAUGAGCACAGGGAGGAGUUAUGCAGGUGUUGCUGUGAUUCACAAACCAUUGUGACACAUAACCAAGCCAUUGCAAGGAGCAGAAGUGAAGUGGAUCCAGCUAGGUGGUGUUGGGAAGAUGACUGACCUCUGACUUGACCCGUCUCAUUGCUGUUACCAUCUUCACGUGACAAGUGCUAUGUUACAAACAUCAUCUGCUCUGCAGUGGAUUGCGUAGCAAAGCGAAAGUCCUUCUGGGGACACGUUCCAUGCUAGACACGAGGUGUUGCUUGUUGUCUGUGGUGCAAUCAACUGUUUUUCUCAAUGGCAAGUGUCCUGGGAUAAACACAGUGCUUGAACUGCAGGCACUGAAUUUCUUGUAUGAAACAAAACUGCGACGUUUGGGCAUGUGAGUAAAAAUGAACACUUCUGGAUUUCUUCACUACUGAUGCUCCGUACCCACUGUUGGUUGAACUGUUUUCUCACUGUACCCAGAGGGCAGACCUUACUACUGACAGUGGAAACUUCUGAGUACCAACUGAGAAACGCAGUCAGCAGGAACGGACUGGAACAGGGUGCUCUGGCUUGAGUGUGACGCUGCCUGUCAUACGUCUGUACAUGCCACUGGACUACUGUAUGUGUCCCCGAAAUGCGUGUCGUAUGGUGGAAAUAAAUACCAUGUGAUUUUUCUACUCGCCAUGAAUGCUGUUUCCUAUACAUGCUGGGCUAUGCCUUCCCUGGGGCUGAUAUCUCAGCAACACUACGACACAAAACCUCUCAGCCCCACAGAAAACGUGCUGCUCUGACAGGGUUCAUUGCUCCUGUGAAACAAAUACUGCUUGAAUAGAAACUGUUCCCUACCCGUGCAUCUCCCCAGUGCUGCCAGCUGUGCUGAAAGCCCCAGUUCUAACUCUGUCCAGCAUUUCAAUGCCAUUUCAUAAUAGAGCGUUUAGAUGUCAAAAGAAAGAUCUUAUGGUGCCACUGAUGUAACAGUGAUGCCCGUCUUACAGUCGGGCAGUGGUUAAUGAGCAUGGUAACGAACGUGCAGUGUAUUAAUGCUUCCAGAGUGUGGAGAUCUCUCUAAUCACUGUCAUUGUAACUGUUAGUUUAAUCUUCCCUGUACUGAAAUUGUUCUGCUGUCAGUACAAAGAAUUUAUAUGAUUAUUCAAAGCAGACAAAUCUAGAUAUAGCUGUGAUGCAGUCAUCUUGCUUACAUCACAGAUUCUCUUUUCUGUUUAAGAGGAUACUUGACUUGCAAAUACCUUCGUUUGCCUCCUAGUAGCUCUGACAUACACUCUCCUGCUGCAUUCUUUUUUUCACUCAUAUUCCAUGUGGAUCAGCUGAGGUUCUUCCUGCUGGGGGCAGUUGGCCUGCAGGACCAUAUCUGCUUGUAUUACUGUUGAGCUCCAGCACUAAGUGCUGUUCUUUCCUGGUGUCUUUCUCCAUAGGUCUGUCUAAAACACUCUAGGCAAACUUCUGCAGUAGGAAAGAAAAUUACCUAAAAAUCGAUUUCAGAGGGAUCUAAGGCUCAAUCACCUUGUACAGCUUUAGUAGGUGUAUAUGUUAGUUCUGUAAAUAAGCACAUUCCAAUGUGUGAGUUGACAUGGUCCUUGUACCAUGAGCGCCUGCUGUCACUGGGGGAAACAGUGCCUGCCCUUGCUGCUUCACCACCUCCCACAGAGGAGGGCUAACAAUAAUAAUUAGUCCUUUCUAUAAUGUCCUUUACGUCUCGCGUUGGGUUUUACAAUUUGCCAUGAAACGUGCCAAAAUAAUAACAUAACAUGCUGCUCUUUUUGAUGGCUGGUCUUAUUGCAAAAGCUGCUGAUGUUGGUGGCAAUGUAUCCCAGGCUGAAGCUGGCUUCAUAUCAGAGUCCUGAGAUACAUCGUGACAGUGACAUAAGCAAGGUGAUGCCUUGGCUUGGAGUGACUUUACCCCUAAAGUUGGUUGCCAGGUGUGUGCCUCGCAUGCAGCAUUUGGGAAUAUGGCAUAAAUGGGAAAGGCAAAGCUUUUUCGUCCAUUAUCAUCCCUUAUUGGAUGGAGAUCAGUCAAUAGGAUGGACAUGUAUUUGAGCAUGCCUGUCUCUUGUUAGGUCUCAAAUAAAUGUAGGAAAUGUGAAGCUAAAGAGCUUUGUUAUAGCCAGGUAUAGCUGCCAAACUGAUCUCAGUUGUAGCAUCGCUGGAACAAAGGCAAAUGUUAGCAAGAGAUAAAGAGCUUUUUUAAAUCUCUAUAUCACAAAAAGUGCUGAAGAGAUGCAAGUCUGAAGCUUGCUGGGUUGAUUAGAUGUCAUGAACGGUGAAUAUGCUUGAAAACUGGGUAAUAUUUUCCCCAAUGUAAAUUGCUUUAUAAACUUUCCUUGCUUAGAAGGCAAACAGGUUUUGGUGACUCUCUGUUAUUGCAAAAUGGCAUUUACUGAUGCUGGUAAGACCUGCGUCCUGCUGGACAGGGUUAGGGUUUGGCUAUUGCUGGUGCUCCUGGCUGCAGCCACAGCUCCUCCACCCCAACCAAUUCCCCUUCCCUUCUCAGAUGUUGCAGUGUUAUGCAAGCCAAGUGACCUCAUUUUCCAGCUAUGCAAUAUGAACAACUGUAACACACCAAGAACCAGCUGUAUCCCCUCCCCUCGAAAUGCUUUAGGAAUCUGUUUGUCUUUGGUGUGUUGUGUGUUUGUAUGAUCCAUCCUGAGCACCUGAGCCAGCCCCAUUAAAGACUGCCUUUUCCUAGGGCUGAAAGCUUAGCGUUAGUGCUAACAAUUGUACUGUAAAUAUCUUUUUAUAAGAAUUUUAAAUGACGUUUGGAUUGCUUUUUAUGGCCGCUAAUGACACCUGUGUUAAAUUCUGCAUCGGAUUCUUACUCUCCUGUGCAGUUCUUGCUGGCUGUGAUGUGGGUGUGAAUUUGUACGGAUUCUGCACAAGAAGUUUCAUGUCGUAACCAAGAUCUGGGAUAGCUCGUAUGUUGGUUCUGACACAGAGGAAGGACAGCAUUGGGCUCAAUGUUCUGAAACAAAACCCGUUACCUCAGUCACCAGCGCGCUGUUCCAUUGCUGGCUGCUUGAAAACACUUUCCGUGCUGUGAUUUCACUUUGCUUUCUGGUCAGCGAGGCUGAUGAGCUGCCUGCCUUGGUAUGAGCACUGCCUGUGGGUGGAGGCGUGAUGUGCCCAUAGGCUGCCAGAACUGAGUUACUACAGGAGGUUUUGUGAAAGCUUUACAAACUGAACCCAGGCAGCUCCUUGCAAUGGUCUGUUGGGAACUGAAGGCUUAUCUCGGCUCUUUGGGGGUCUCCAUGUGCUGACCCCUAUGGGACAUGGCUUUGGGUUUCCACAGGUUGACCUGGUACAAAAUCGUGACGUCAGGCUGGUGAAGAGGCUCACACACUGCUGGCUCUGCCAUACGUAAAGCGGGAUGGAUUUGCCUCAAGCAAUCUGCUGUUUAAACAACUUUGAAUUGAGUCCAUCUUUUCCAUUUGUGCCUAAUAGAUAAAUUGGGGGUGAUUAAAACCAAUUUUCGGUUCAUUCAGUUUCUCCAAAUAUUUUUUUUUUUGUACAGAUGUGCACUGUGCUGUAAUUGCCAUCAAUUUACUCGGCGCCAUUUGCAUGACAACACCGUGAAAGCUUCAUACUGUUCUCUCAUUUACAGCCUUUGGAGACCACAAUCUUUGCUAUCCAGUGAUGUGCGGUGCCUGAUUCACCCAGCUGAGGUGGUCCUUUGGCAGGUAGCUGCAGCUCCCUUCUAACCUGUGGGAUCCAUCGCUCAUAACCCAUAGCAUCGGAGCAGUUCCCCCCCAGCUUUGCAUUGUGCCCCUACAUCCCAUGCAUGUACCUACAGCCCGAUGCUCAAACAGCAGGGCUUGGGAGUCUGGUAGAUGCUAUGCUAUGAGUGUUUUUUCCCUUCUGCCUUUCUGGUUUAAUAAAUCAUUUUCCUUUACAGUGACAAUAAAGAAGCAGUCGAGGCUUUAAUUUGUAUAUUUUAUGUAUUAAAGGAAAAAAAAACCAACACCCCACCAACCAACCCACCACCAACCAAACGACUUUAAGAACUGCACAAGGUUGUGAAGCACUUUACCUGGGGGUGAAGUUCUUUGCUUGUGUAAAGCAGCUGCUGUUGGUUCCGUGGCUGACAGUAUCACAGUGAAUUGUGUCACCAUUCGAGCUCAUUCUUUAAUUAAAAGGUUCUGAGUGUGCAUGAAUGUGAGGGGUGGAGGAUGCUGCAAAACAGCUCCUGAUGGCGGCCUUGUCCAGGGCGAUGAAUGGUGCAGGCAAUGGCCUCCACUGGUGUAUUUAUAAGAAAAUCACCCUGUUCUCCGUACUUUAUUUGAAUAAAAACUGGACUAAUGUGA
This is a messenger RNA of Coturnix japonica (Japanese quail), 7103 nucleotides long. The record is from RefSeq and is a predicted model, not a curated record. NCBI's taxonomy places the organism in Eukaryota, Metazoa, Chordata, Aves, Galliformes, Phasianidae.